Molecule: messenger RNA, 1091 nt
Organism: Camellia sinensis
Lineage: Eukaryota; Viridiplantae; Streptophyta; Magnoliopsida; Ericales; Theaceae
Source: RefSeq, a predicted model, not a curated record
GAUUUAUUUAAUCUAUAGGUUAUAGAGAAAUCUAUCAAUGUUACAGAAUCACCAGUAAGGUCAGCAAAGUUUGUAGCACGUGAGCAAUGGAUUGUUGCAGGAGCUGAUGAUAAGUUUAUUCGCGUAUACAAAUUCAAUUCUGAUGAAAAGAUUAAAGAAUUUGAGGCGCACACAGAUUAUAUCAGAUCCAUAACCGUGCAUCCAACACUUCCAUAUGUGUUGUCAGCAUCUGAUGACACGCUUAUAAAGCUCUGGGACUGGGAGAAGGAUUGGGCGUGCGCUCAAGUCUUUGAGGGACAUAGCCAUUAUGUAAUGCAAGUAGCAUUCAAUCCAAGAGACACCAACACCUUUGCGAGUGCAUCACUUGAUUGCACGGUCAAGAUAUGGGAUCUUGGCACACGUACUCCAACUUUCACUCUCGAGGCGCAUUCAAAGGGGGUUAAUUGUGUCGAUUUCUUUGCAAAUAGUGAUAAAGCCUAUCUAAUCAGUGGCUCUGAUGAUCAUGAUGUUAAGGUGUGGGACUAUGAGACCAAAACUUGUGUCCAGACGCUAGAAGGCCACACACACAAUGUUACAACAAUAUGUGUUAGUCCAGAAGUUCCCAUUAUUUUUACGGGUUCAGAGGAUGGGACUGUUCAUGCGUGGCAUGCAAUGACUUUCAGGCUUGAAAACUUGCUGAAGUAUGAACUUGGAAGAGUUUGGGCUAUCGGUUGCAUUGAAGGUUCACCCAAGAUUGUAAUUGGUUGCGAUGAAGGGACCAUUAUGGCAAAAGUUAUGUGUUCUCACAAUUGGGAUUCUGCGAAUCGUCAGAUUGAGGAGGAAGACUCGAAUGAAUAACCAAGUCGUUAUGUUGAUGCUAAGGAGGAAUACUAGAAAGAUUAACAGCUAUUGUUAAUGCUUUUACUACUACUUCUAUGGUGUGUUUGAAUGAAUAAUUUGUCUAUCUUCCUGGUGGGUGAGAGACUUGAAGAAAUUAUGUUGUCUACUACUACUACAAUGGUGUGUUUUGAAGCAAUCUCGAGUAGAGAGAACAUAUCUUGGUCGAAAAAAUUAUACUUGAUUACUAAUUUUACAUAAUUUCUUACAUCUCU